GUUGUAUGGCCCCCUCCAGCCAGCAUAUCUCCAAGGACUGUCAGCGAUUCGGCUCCGGCCCGCAGUCGUCAUUGCCCUCGUGAACACAGGAGAGAGAGACGACGAGGCGAUGCGACCACAAUCGGCGUCGAGUCGCCAAGAGGCCGAGAUGAUGAACAAGGCCAAAAGGGAUGCUGCCGUCACUGGAGAUCCUCUGGAAAAGCUCAGGCUGCUCUGCCUGGCUCGGGGCACCGCGGGAAUACUGGAAUUCGGAAGGGUCUUCCGUCGCAUGGACGACGACGGCAACAAAACUCUCAGCUUUGAAGAAUUUUCAAAAGGAGUCAAGGAAGCAGGCUUAAACUUGGACGGUGAGUCGAUGAAAGAGCUUUUCGACAGGUUCGACAAAGACGGUUCAGGAAGCAUAACUCUCGAUGAAAUGCUACUCGCGAUAAGGCCACCUAUGUCUGAAGCUAGAAAAAAAUCUAUACAGGAAGCGUUUAACAAGUUGGACAAGACGAAAGACGGUGUUAUUACAAUUGACGACCUGAAGGGUGUCUAUUCCGUCCAGAGAAACCCAAAAUAUCUUUCUGGAGAAGAAACGGAAGAGCAGAUCCUCAAGAAAUUCUUAGCUAAUUUUGAGAAGGGCGACACUGACGGGAAGGUAACAAAAGAAGAGUUCUUCGACUACUACUGUGGGAUUUCUGCAUCGAUAGACUCCGACGUCUACUUUGACCUGAUGAUGCGACAGGCAUAUAAGAUGUGAAAAAAUAAAGUAACGGAUGCGGAAUUUCCGUGUUGUAAAAUAAAUCCUUAACAAGAACCUUACGAUAAAAAAAAAAAUAUUAUUUUAAAAUAAGUCAAACAUUAAAAUGGUAAUUA
Molecule: messenger RNA, 858 nt
Organism: Cimex lectularius (bed bug)
Lineage: Eukaryota; Metazoa; Arthropoda; Insecta; Hemiptera; Cimicidae
Product: calcyphosin-like protein
Exons: 6
Coding region: 110-742 (210 amino acids)
Molecular function (GO): calcium ion binding
Source: RefSeq, a predicted model, not a curated record